GGGAGGGUUAAUUGAGGCUUAAGGGCAAGCCCGGCCCCUAGCUGGGGGCGGGGGGCGUUGGGAAAGGGAAAAGGACCCCGCCCACACUCCAACCCUCCCGAUUGGCCAGGUCACGGGGCUCCGCCCUCACCCCCCUGCUGUCCUUGGGCUGGUAGGAGUUGGGGGUGGGGAAGGUGUCGGGAGGGAGUCCCUAUAAGGUUGGUAUAGCGCGAGGCUCUAGGGAGCUGAGUCUGGGGUCCAGCAGAGGUGGGGGCAGCGGAGGAGUCGAAGGUGCGGAAGCACCCAACUGACAGACUGCCAGCUUCUCUAGAAGUCCAGGAUCCCUCCGGGAGCGCCAGACAGGGUGACUCCCUGGCCACCAUGUCAAAAGAAGAAGGACAGCAACGUGGUCCUGCCCCAGUGGAGGAGGAGCAGCAGCCCCAGUCCCAGGGUGAGAACCUGGUGAGCAGAGUGGUGAAUCUGCCUCUGGUCAGUACAACCUAUGCCAGGGCAUCAGCCGCAUACAGCUCUGUCAAGGAGAACCACCCAUAUCUGAACUCUCUGUGUGGACUGGCUGAGCGGAGCCUUCAGGGCCUAACCACCAGAGCCAUCCGAGGGGCCCAGCCCCUUCUCACCCUGCUGGAGCCACAAAUUACUUCAAUGAACAGAUAUGCUUGCAAAGGCCUGGACAAGCUGGAGGAGAAGUUGCCUUUCCUCCGACAACCCUCUCAGGAGGUGGUGACAUCGGCCAAAGACGCUGUAACCAACCGUGUAACAGGAGUGGUAGGCCUGGCCCAGAAAGGUCGGCGAUGGAGUGUGGAUGUGACCCGUUCGGUGGUAACCAGUGGGGUAGACACAGUAAUGGGCACCCGCAUGGGACAGAUGGUGACCAAUGGUAUGGAUGUCAUGCUGGACAAGUCUGAAGAACUAAUCGAUCACUUUCUACCCAUGACUGAUGAGGAACUUGAUGAGCUAGUUGCUGCAGCAGCUGAAAGUGAGGCCCUGGCCCCCGGGACAGAUCAGAAUCAGACAAACUACUUUGUUCGGCUGGGAUCACUGUCAUCUCGACUCCGACAGAGAGUUUACCAGCACUCACUGGGCAAACUCCGCCAGAGCAAGCAUCGGGCUCAGAAAUCUUUCAGCCAGCUACAAGAAACUCUGGAGAUGAUCCACUAUAUGAAGCAUGGCACCAGUCACAACUUCCAGGGUGGGCAAGGAAGGCUACAGGAGCUGUGGCAAGACUGGAGCCAACAAGAGAAGGAAUGCCACCGGAGCCAGGUGGAAUCGCAGACUCUGGACCUGUCCCGAGACCUAACUCAGGAGCUACAGGUCACUUGUGAGACGCUGGCAGCUAGCAUGCGGGGGCUGCCCCCGGCUGUGCAGGAAAAGGUGAUGGAGGUCCAGCAAAGUGUGGAGGAGCUGCAUCAAGCCUUCUUGGCAGCCCGCUCCUUCCAUGAUCUGCCACCGGCUGUUCUGGCAAAGGGCCGGGGUCACAUGGAGCAGGCCCACACGACCGUGGAAGAGCUCCUGGAUUUCGUCAUACAGAACAUCCCCCUGCCCUGGCUGGUGGGGCCCUUCUCACCCUUAAUAGUGGAGCGGCCCUCAACCCCACAGGAACUGAUAGAACAGGUCGAUGAGGUGGUGAUAGGCCGUAGGCCCAGCUUGCUGGAGGACCGUUGGGCCAAUAUGGGUUGGUUGGCCGAGCAAGAGGCGUGGCGAGCUGCUCAUGAGGUGACAACAGAGGACACCCUGGUGGAGGAAGUUGAACCCCCCAUGAUCCCCAGCCAAGAGGUCAAGAAGGAAACAAUAAUGCCUGAGCUGGACUUCUGAGAAAUCUUCCCUCUUGACCAGUGAACGAGUAUCAGCUGCUGGGUUUAAAAAGGACUAUAGGGUCAAGUAUUCCCCUCUCUUCAGCCCUGCCUGGCCUCCCACAAGAGACAGGGGUCCUGAAGCCCCGAAGACCUGUUUUUGCCAAUCAGAACCAGACUGCUUAGGCUUCUCUUUGAGCCCUUGGGAAGGGAAGGAAGGACUCGGGACAGUGCAAAUGGGAAGAACCAGUCUAAGCUUGAGGUUGGAUAGAGGGGAUGCUCAGGGAAGAGACUGGGGCAGAGUAGUAAAAA
Messenger RNA from Dromiciops gliroides (monito del monte), 2099 nucleotides. RefSeq names its product perilipin 5 (gene PLIN5). NCBI's taxonomy places the organism in Eukaryota, Metazoa, Chordata, Mammalia, Microbiotheria, Microbiotheriidae. The transcript has 8 exons. Gene Ontology annotation, biological process: positive regulation of triglyceride storage; lipid storage. The record is from RefSeq and is a predicted model, not a curated record. Bases 361 to 1809 code for a protein of 482 amino acids. Gene Ontology annotation, cellular component: lipid droplet; cytosol.